UGUUUCCUCACUCAGACUGCCGGUCUCCCUGCAAGGCAACUGGCGGGAGGGAUUCCCCUGCUCGUCGCCUCUCAGUCUUCCCCGUUAAAAACAGCCUCCAAUCAGUCACAACUAGCCCCAUUUUUUUUCUUUUCUUUUCUUUCUUUUUCUUUUUUUUUUGCUUUUCUUUUCCACCGGCGCGCCCAAUCUAGCGGCGGCAUGUCCCGGAGCCAAAGUGCGGCGUGCGGUGCGGAGAAGAAACUUUGAAACAUUUCUGACGAGGGGAUUUUAUUUCUACCAGAUCCAGUGCAGUCCGCGGCAAGAAGAAUUAGAGUCGAUUCUAACUGAUGAGGCAGCCUCCAAAUGACGUCGAGAUGGCUUGUGGCACGCUUCUCCCAUCUAUUUCCACGUUUGCCAGCGGACCAACUGACAAGAGCAGAUCCAUAGGAGGUGCUUAUCUGAAAUGGAAGGAGGAGUUGUCCCAUCUUAAGAGACCAAGUGUGCCAGAGAGAAGCAGCUGCUGCAACCCAGACCACCCUACAGCCACCAGCAUAACAAGCACCAGCAUGUCCAAGAAGGAGACUGAGCCAGAUCUGGACUUGGACUAUGAUUUUAUUUUGUCCAAUUCCAUCUUGCAGCAGCAGCAGCAACAGCAACAGCAGGAGGACGCCAUGGGGUGCAGCUCUGCCCAGGCCAUGUCAUCUUCCCCAGGUUCCUUCACCUCAUCUUACCAACUUCCUUCCCCUCAAGACACUGCCAGUGAGCUGCUCUACACCAUCCCAGACAUCAGUGACGUUUCGCCCUCUGGAGGCUUUGUGGCAGAACUCAUGAGGCCUGAUUUGGACCCAGCAUACCUCCACCUCCCUAGCCUCCAUGGCAAGUUUGUAGUCAAGACAACAAUGGACAUGGGAGAGUACAGCCAAAGCAUGACUGUAGGCAAGGCCUGCGUCGGCUCGGCAUCGGACUCUGCUCCGUCACGGGUCUCGCCGUCCUUCGUGUGCAGCCGGAUAAAGCAGGAGAACCCCAGUAACUGCACCAUUUCACAGCCUAUAGACCUGCACUUGGCAGGGGUGAACACUCAUGGCCGGGCAGGCCAGCAACAGCGCCCCAGCAACUUGGAUCUUCAUGCAUUUCCAGGGAAUGGGAGGACCAUGACCAGCACUAGAUUAUCUUCAUCCUCUUCCCUUUCUCCAGACAACCCUCUUGGCCGGGAGCACCAGUUGGGCCACCCUCUCUCGCAGAUCCCGCUACCUCCGCAGGGGUACCACCAUGGUACCUCUCAGGGCUACACCUCCUACCCUCAGGGCUCAUCCAUGCAGUACCCAGAGGGUCUCAUGAUCUCCAGCGGGGACUGCUUGCCCGAGGAGCCGAAGCCCAAACGCGGUAGGCGCUCCUGGCCCAGGAAGAGGGUGGCGACGCACACGUGCGAUUACGUUGGCUGUGGCAAAACGUACACAAAGAGCUCCCACCUGAAAGCACACCACCGCACACACACAGGGGAGAAGCCUUACCACUGCGACUGGGAGGGCUGCGGCUGGAAGUUUGCACGUUCCGAUGAGCUCACUCGCCACUACAGGAAACACACGGGUCAUCGGCCUUUCCAGUGUCAGAAAUGCGACCGGGCCUUCUCCAGGUCGGACCACCUUGCUCUCCACAUGAAGAGACACCUAUGAGACGCAGACAAGACGACAAAAGCUGAAGGCCACAGUGUAUAUAUAUAUUUAUAUAUAUAUAUAUAUAUAUAUAUAUAUAUAUAUAUAUAUAUCUGUCUGCAGAAUCCCGAACAUUAUUUUUUUUUUUUUACCAAAACUUGCCUUCAAGCUGACGUCGACCAGCAAGACACGCUGUGGUGUUCAUGGCACAGAGAAAAAAAAAAAGCAUUACUCCUUUAAGAGCCCCUCUCACGUUGUGCAGGUGACUCGACGAGGACUCUCAGCCAGGGUUGCAAAACUUUAUUAAAAAAAAAAAAAAAAAAAAAAAAAAAAAAGGGACCAAACUGGAAUUUGUCUUAUUUAACCGACAAAACUUGGUGGACCAGGUGCCAGCGGAUUUUAACUGGAAAAUUCAGGGAAACCAGGAGCAACAGACAAAGCAUCUCCAGAGGCCUUCUAGCAGCGAGCAACACACCUCCGCAGACUUUACUCCUAAGACACACUGUUAAAACAAACUGUAUUAAUAAACACAGCGAUAUUUAUCAUCCCAUUUCACCUGAAAUGCCAUUUAUUAUCAGGUACAAUGUUAAUUUAUACAGAAUGGUGCUGAGUAAUAGAGAAGGUUUCUUUUAGAAAAAAAAGGUACCAAAGAUGAUGGAAAACAGAUAAAAAAAAAAAGGGUGAAGCAAUGAAAAUAAAAGUGCCAUUUAGUUGUUUGUGUUUUCUUCCAAAAAGUAUGACUUCAGGUGAACACUUUCUAAACAGCGAUGGCAAUCUACAAUGCACUGCAGCUGCAAAGUGCAAUAAUUUAUAUGAAACAUUCAUAUUUUUGUAUUGAACGAGUAACUCUGAACAAAGAUUUUGUUUUUGUUUAUAGCCAAAAUAUGUAAUAUAAUGUUUAACUUUGUACAUUUGUACAUAAAAAUGUUUUGUUAUUGUUUUGUAUUUUACAGUAUAAUGAAAUAAAAAUGUAUUUGAACUAAGAAAUUCAAGGUGGCAUUUAUACUCUUUGCUAAUUCAAAUUCAUGAUGAGACGCAUGUGGUUACUAAACAUUUUGCGAAACUGCAGCAGAGCAGCACAUUUAUAUUUGAAAUGGCAGCGGUGACUCAGAGUCGCAUCCUACACAAUAUAAUGGUCCCAUAUGAAGAGUUAAACCAGUACAAUGUUGCCAUUUAAAACGUUUUCGCGUUUCUGCACGUUUUUUUCCUUCCACCUGUCAGAAGAAAGAAAAGGAAACGGUACAUUCAAGGAUGACACCAGAUGUGAUUGGUGCUCUCUGCUGAGACAAUAUGAAUAAAAACACAGUGAAGCUAGAA
Molecule: messenger RNA, 2948 nt
Organism: Gambusia affinis (western mosquitofish)
Lineage: Eukaryota; Metazoa; Chordata; Actinopteri; Cyprinodontiformes; Poeciliidae
Gene: klf4
Product: Kruppel-like factor 4
Exons: 6
Coding region: 327-1652 (441 amino acids)
Biological process (GO): regulation of transcription by RNA polymerase II
Molecular function (GO): DNA-binding transcription factor activity, RNA polymerase II-specific; RNA polymerase II cis-regulatory region sequence-specific DNA binding
Source: RefSeq, a predicted model, not a curated record